AUGCCCAUGAAAAUGGUUGCAAUGUAUGCCCAUGAAAAUGGAUGUCCUCGGGAUGAAUGGACAUGUAUCAGUGCUGCAGAGUAUGGCCAUUUGGAGAUCCUCAAAUAUGCCCAUGAAAAUGGGUGUCCUUGGAGUGAAGGUACAUGCGAAUAUGCUGCUGCCAAUGGCCAUUUCGAAAUCCUGAGAUAUGCCCAUGAAAAUGGGUGCCCUUGGACUGAAUGGACAUGCACUGAAGCUGCAGCAGGGGGAGAUUUGGAAGUGUUGACAUAUGCCCAUGAAAAUGGAUGUCCGUGGUCUGAAUGGACAUGCAAUUUGGCGGCCCGGAAUGGUCAUUUGGAAAUUGUGAGAUAUGCCCAUGAAAACGGAUGUCCUUGGGAUUCAAAGAUAUGUAUGCAUGCUGCAAAGAAUGGAUAUUUGGAAAUCCUGAAAUAUGCCCAUGAACAUGACUGUCCAUGGCACGCAGAGACAUGCCCCACAGCUGCUACGAAUGGCCAUUUGGAAAUCCUGAAAUACGCCCAUGAAAAAGGUUGCCCUUUGGGUGCAUAUACAUGCAGCAAAGCAGCAGAGAAUGGCCACUUGAAAAUAUUGAAGUAUGCCCAUGAAAAUGGCUGCCUGUGGGACGAACAGACGUACAGCCAUGCAGCCCAAGGUGGUCAUUUGGAAAUGCUCAAAUAUGCCCAUGAGAAUGGAUGUCCAUGGGAUGGAUGGACAUGCCACAAUGCUGCAAGAAAUGGACAUUGGGAUGUUCUGAAAUAUGCAGUUGAGAAUGGUUGCCCAUGGGAUGAAGGUGAUUUGAGGAUUGUCAAUAAUCGGCAGUCACCAGAUUGGGUUCUAGACUUGCUCUUUCAGAAUAAUUGA
Seminavis robusta is the source of this 858-nucleotide messenger RNA. The record is from the annotation of a GenBank genome assembly. NCBI's taxonomy places the organism in Eukaryota, Bacillariophyta, Bacillariophyceae, Naviculales, Naviculaceae.